Messenger RNA from Puntigrus tetrazona (Sumatra barb), 2458 nucleotides. RefSeq names its product IgGFc-binding protein-like. The record is from RefSeq and is a predicted model, not a curated record. Bases 1 to 1878 code for a protein of 625 amino acids. The transcript is spliced from 4 exons. NCBI's taxonomy places the organism in Eukaryota, Metazoa, Chordata, Actinopteri, Cypriniformes, Cyprinidae.
AUGUGCCUGAGCUGCUGGAAAAACACACAAAAGAAGAUUAUUUUGCUCAGAGAGUGGAAGACCUGUGAUCUUGAAGCAUCGGCUUGGUUGAACCUCAGUAGCUGCUCAAUCAACUGUCCUGAGAACCAAAGAGUGACCAUGAUGCUGUUUCAUCUUCUCUUCAUGUCAUUGGUUUGCUCGGGAGUGUCGGUGGAGAACUAUGGAAAAUACUUCAUCACGGCAUUCCCAGAAAACAUUGCCUACUAUCAUCCACAGGAGUCCUCCAACACACUCCAAAUGACUGCUUUUUACGACGACACCCUCGUCUCGAUCACCAUCAACCACACAAACGUGUAUAACGAUACACUACAAUCUGGGCAGACUAAAAUUGUGCACUUUCCCAAGUACAUCGAGCAAUAUCGGUUCACAAAAUCCCUGUUUUUAGUCAAAGUCAACAGCACUGAAAAGAUUGUGGUGCUUUGGCUCAGUAAGCGCGGCGACAGCGUCCAGUCAAACUUCGUUCAACCUCUAAGAAACCUCGGAAAGUGGUAUUCGAUCCCAUUUAUCAAUUACAAUCAGAUGAUGGCGUCCUUGUACAAUAUGUCAGAUCAGUUAGCUCCGGACAACUGGAGAUACAAUUCGUUCAGGCUGAUCGUCAUCAACGCUGAGCACACCGUAAACUUCAUCACCGUCCAAAGUAUCAGCCCGGACGGUCAAAAAACAUUUAACAUUACUCUCAAGCCUUACGAACUUUACCAGAUCCAAACUAAUGGUUCAAACGUAAAACUGUACUCCAGUGCCAUCAUGGCUGUGCUGUUAACCCACCCUUGUGUAGAAACUACCGGAUGUGAUUGCAAUAUGGUGGUGAGCCACGUUCUCCCCCAAAAUCUGUGGGGUGACACAUUUGUUGUGCCGUCGUUGAAGAACCUGAAUACAGCGUGGCUUCAGGUGACUAACACGACAAAAAUAAGGCUCAAUGGCAGGAAUAUAAAAACUCAAGAGUCCAAUUCUUCAGAGCUUAUUCCCUUCCCAGACCUCAAGAGAGCAUCUCAGUUCAUCAGCGCAUCAAAUGAGGUGUCCAUCAGACUUAUCAGUCCAGGCCUCGUCUUAGAACUCAUACCAGAAACCAUGUUCGCUGCUUGUUACCUGGUUCAGAUCAACUCCACAGAAGGCGAGGCUGUUAUCAUAGCUGAAACAGCCAGUAAGAACAGUGUAUAUAUAGACGGCAAAGUACUAAAAUCCACUGACUGGAAACCCAUUCCCAAUUCAAACUACUCUUCAAUAUCUGUGUCGCUUAAUGGCAUGCAUGUCAUCUGGCAUCCAACCUCCAAGAUCGGAGUUUACAGGUUUGAGAAGAUGGAGAGUGGAAUUCCUUACGGAAGCCCGGCUAUCGUUUUAAAUGAAGACCCAGAUCGCGAUGGCUGUGUGGCAGAUUCUGCACAAUUUAUAACCACUACUGAUGUGAUGACAUGGCCCCAGUCCCAUCAUUACUGCCUAAAUAUAUCUUACCAGCUGAGCACACCAAGCAGCGAAAUGGCCCAAAAAGAGUUGACUAGUUUUCUGCAAAACAACGGAAGUCACGGGUAUCUCUGGAUUGGUCUGCGACGCAGUCUCUCCACAUUAGAGUGGUACUGGCAGAAAGGCAAUGACAGCGAAUACAGCGUGAGCUACACGAAGUGGGCUGAUGGGCAUCCGGAUAAGCCCUGGAAAGCUUUGUGCGCUGCUGUGUCCCAAGACGCCAACAAAGAGUUUUCCUGGAAGAGCAUGUCCUGUUGCACUAAGCUGAGGCCCAUCUGCUACAAACAGGGCAAAUACUUUAAUGAUAUGACCUUUAAUACACUGUAUGAUCAGUUUAGCAUUACUUACCCAAAGGUCUGUUCUUCUUGCCAAAAUUCCUAACAUGAAUUUAGUAACUGCGAUGAUAAUUCAUAUCACAAAAUUUAGUCACGGUUCUUAAUAAAAAAUCAUCGAAUUUGUUCAAUAUUCUCAUCAAUAUUCACAUUUAAAAAUAUACGGAUCUUCUGAAAACACAAUAUAACUACAUAUUAUUACUAAUAUAUGAUAUUUCAGGGCUUCAUGUUAUAUUAUUGCACAAACUACAGCUGAACAGCCUCUAAAACAUGACAACUAUCAAAACAUUAAUAUCUGAUGUAAUGCGAAGUGAUCUAAAAUGAAGACAAAUAAAAGUCAAAUCAACUUCUUUUGUAGGGGAAUACAAAUGUAUGUCACAAAAUCACAGUCCUCUUUCUUUCACCAAAGGCACCUUCAAGCCUAUUUAGCCUUAUGCCUGUGCAUUAUGGGUGUGUUUACCUCUGCUGGUUGACUUUUUUCAGCUCACCAUCGCCUUCUUUCUGUGAUGUCAUUUAGCUAAAUCACGGGUUGUAGUCUUUUAAUCACAGAAAUCUACAGACAUAAUCAGGCAAAAGUAAGCAUUUCAUUCAAUCAUAAACAUGGUUUUGCUUGUCAUUUUGCAUGACCU